AUGUCCACUAGACGUUCCGGCGCAGCGUCUGCGUCGCCCGCCCUCAACGGCAACGCAGACGCCCAUACCAACGGCCACUCGCCCCAGCAACCGAACGGCCAGGCGCAAACAACAGCUAAGCACGCGCGCAAGGGCUCCCGUUCGGCGGCGAAGGGCAAGAAGGUUGUCAUACAGCGUACCGUCGCGGAGAAGGUCGUCGUCGACUGGGAGAUUCCGCGAAAGGCGCUGCAUUCGUCGAUUGGUGUCUUGACUCUGUAUCUCUACUACUCCCAUGGCUCGCCGCGGACCGUCGUCGUCGCGCUCGCGAGCGGCCUUGCGUUCAUCGUCCCGUGCGAUAUCCUCCGGCUCCGCUCCGCUAGGUUCGAACGGCUGUUCGAGAGGAGCGUCGGCUUCCUCAUGCGCGAAAGCGAGAAGAAUUCAACGAAUGGCGUGAUAUGGUACAUCACCGGCGUCAUGUUCGCCCUCGCCGUAUACCCUCUCGACAUCGCCGUAGUCUCUAUCCUCAUUUUGUCCUGGGCUGAUACCGCCGCGUCUACGAUCGGCCGUCUCUUCGGCGCACGCACCCCCAAGCUCCCCGCCCGCCUCCCGCUCCUCCGCCUCCCCCUCGCGCCCCGCAAGUCCGUUGCUGGAUUCAUCGCAGCCGUCGUCACCGGUGCGGCCAUCGCGAUCGGCUUCUGGGGCUGGGUCGUCCCCCAGGUGGGUGAGCCGAGCAGCUGGCAAUGGCCGGUGGUCGCGCCGACGACCGGGAAUCCGAGUAUCCUUGGUGCAGCGGGGGCAUGGUUGGGCCUCGGCGUGUUGGGCGUUGUCGCUGGGCUUAUUUCAGGCAUUACGGAAGCUCUCGAUCUUGGAAAUCUGGACGACAACCUUACACUGCCUAUCAUCUCCGGUGGAUGCCUCUGGGGAUUUUUCAAACUCGUAGAGGCGUGGAGCGCCUGA
Molecule: messenger RNA, 936 nt
Organism: Fomitopsis serialis
Lineage: Eukaryota; Fungi; Basidiomycota; Agaricomycetes; Polyporales; Fomitopsidaceae
Exons: 5
Coding region: 1-936 (311 amino acids)
Biological process (GO): phosphatidic acid biosynthetic process
Cellular component (GO): endoplasmic reticulum membrane
Molecular function (GO): ATP-dependent diacylglycerol kinase activity
Source: RefSeq, a predicted model, not a curated record